CGUGAACGCUUUCAGCGGUCGGUACGUUUCAACGUAAGGUACGUCCUCACUGGUGACGUAACGCUACGUAAAUUCCAAAGGACAGGAAGUGUGAUGUGGCUUUGAUUGCUAUCAAAAAUGUCAGCCAUUUUCAACUUCCAGUCGCUACUGACCGUGAUUCUCCUGCUGAUCUGUACCUGCGCCUACAUCCGGUCGCUGGCUCCCAGCCUGCUGGACAAGAACAAAACUGGACUCUUAGGAAUUUUCUGGAAAUGUGCCAGAAUAGGUGAGCGGAAGAGUCCCUGGGUGGCUUGCUGCUGCGUCGUCAUGGCUUUCAGUAUAUUGUUUUUACAAUAGCACAGCUAGCACAGCGUCCUCUACGGCGGCAGAAGAAGGAACAUUGAAGACGUGGACAGGAAAUGAGGCAUGGACUGUUUGAUCCUGGAAGGGACCCCCCAAUGGCUGUCACUUAGAUAAUGCGUUUAAAAACUACAUAAAACAAAAAAAAGAUGAACCGUAAUUUUAACAUGUUGGAACCACAGAGACACAAAAUAUGUCUGCGUGACAGAACAGGAGUGCGCUGAUAGCCCCGGUCUGUGUAAUCCUCCCCGUAGAGCUCCAGAUCUGGGUCUGUUUGUCUGAAAUGUUUACUACUCCUGAUCCGUGUGCAUUUGAGGAGAGUUGGGAAUCAGGAGGACCACUGCUUCUAUUAUCAACUGUUGGUGGUAACAGUCGGUCCAUAGCUUUGACCAUACAUUCGCAGAUUUAUAUUAGUUUAUAAUCGCAACAAACUGAAGUUUGGCACAAAAAAGGAGUCCAUAUAAUGUCCAUACAUCCGAGAGCUUGACACGAUCGUCCUGUUUGUUAUGUCUAAAGAUGUAGAUCACAUUCAACACCAAACAGUUUGCUAAUAUAGCUCUUUAGACGGCAAGUUUCUCCUUGUCUCUAAAAGCUACUGUCAUUUUUUUUAAUCGCUCAGACUGCAGCUAUUUAUUAAAAGCCCUUUUUUUGGUUUUUGGUUUGUUUGUUUAUUCCUUGUUUUUGCCCUGGUCUUUCUGUUGAUAUUCUGAUUGUGGUCAUUGUAAUGUCAUAAACUAUAGUGUCAAGAAUACGCCAGACAA
Fundulus heteroclitus (mummichog) is the source of this 1100-nucleotide messenger RNA. RefSeq names its product transmembrane protein 167A (gene tmem167a). The transcript is spliced from 4 exons. Lineage: Eukaryota; Metazoa; Chordata; Actinopteri; Cyprinodontiformes; Fundulidae. Gene Ontology annotation, biological process: intracellular transport; protein secretion. The coding region runs from base 118 to 336 and encodes 72 amino acids. The record is from RefSeq and is a predicted model, not a curated record.